AUGCACGGCAAGGUCAUUCUCGAGGAGGCUUUCGACCUCCCCCGCUUCUCUGAGAAGGCCCGGUGGUGGGCCGGUCUCUUCAGCCCCCAGCCAGAUCGCCACCUACAGGAGAUUAUGGACCUCACAGACAUCCGCAUCAAGCAGGCCGACAAGCAUGGAGUCGGGUACACAAUCCUUUCCUAUACCGCCCCCGGUGUCCAAGACGUCAGCGAUCCUAAGGAGGCCCAAGCCCUGGCUGUCGAGAUCAAUGACUACGUGGCCGGGCAAAUUAAAGGACACGAGGACCGUCUGGGUGCAUUCACGACUCUCUCAAUGCAUGACCCCAAGGAGGCAGCUGCUGAGCUUCGCCGCUGUGUCACCCAGUAUGGCUUCAAGGGCGCGCUGGUAAACGACACCCAACGCGCGGGAAAGGACGGGGACGACAUGAUCUUCUACGACAAGCCCGAGUGGGACGUCUUCUGGCAGACCUGUACCGAGCUCGACGUCCCCUUUUAUCUCCACCCUCGCAACCCGACAGGGAGCGUCUAUGAGAAACUCUGGAAAGACCGCCAAUGGCUCGUCGGUCCACCUCUAUCGUUUGCGCACGGGGUGUCUUUACACGUCCUGGGCAUGGUGACGAACGGGGUUUUCGACCGCCAUCCGAAGCUGCAAAUCAUCUUGGGGCAUCUCGGGGAGCACAUCCCCUUCGACCUGUGGAGAAUCAACCAUUGGUUUGAGGAUGUCAAGAAGCCGCUGGGGCUGGACUGCAAAAGGACGAUUCGAGAAUACUUCAACGAAAAUAUCUGGAUCACCACGAGCGGCCACUUUUCUUCCACCACGCUCAAUUUCUGCAUGAACGAGGUCGGGUCGGACAGGAUUUUGUUUUCGGUGGACUAUCCUUUCGAGAAGUUCGAGCCGGCUUGUACCUGGUUUGAUAAUGCUGAGAUGAGCAUUGCGGACAGGUCCAAAAUCGGCAGGGAGAAUGCGAAGCGGUUGUUUAGACUGGAGGCAUACAAGGAUAGCGAUGCUAAGGUCAACUGA
This is a messenger RNA of Diaporthe citri, 1020 nucleotides long. RefSeq lists its product as uncharacterized. Lineage: Eukaryota; Fungi; Ascomycota; Sordariomycetes; Diaporthales; Diaporthaceae. Gene Ontology annotation, biological process: secondary metabolic process. The transcript has 2 exons. The record is from RefSeq and is a predicted model, not a curated record. The coding region runs from base 1 to 1020 and encodes 339 amino acids. Gene Ontology annotation, cellular component: cytoplasm; cytosol. Gene Ontology annotation, molecular function: hydrolase activity; carboxy-lyase activity.